GGUUUAAUUGUGUAAACAACAACAGAAAUGAUUAUCAGCAUCUUUUGUCUCAAAAUUAGUAUGGUAAAAGACUAAACUUCAUUAUGAUCUAUCUCCUAGACCAUCAUCCAAGUUGAACAAUUUAUCGAUUUUGGUGCCAUGGUGCUUACUUUUCAUUCAUGUGUGGUACCUCAUGGUCAUUAAUGGCAGCAGACACCAACAGCACCAAGGAUACAGAGAACGCAGAAUUGAAAAACUGGAAUGAUGUCCUUUGGAUUAUUGUGACCAUUCAUUUUCAAAGGGCAAUUUAGUUUAAGAAAUGAACAAAAUUGCUGGAGUUUUACUAUUUAUGCUGACAGUUAUCCAUGCACAAGAUGAUGUUCUGGGUCUAGAUAGAAUGCAGGAGUUUCAUGGUUGUACCGGUUCAACAGCUUACAUUCCCUGGCCAAUAACACUUCUAGCCCAGAAGAUGAUCAUCACCCUAAGCUUUCAAAGGCGUCACAGUGAAAAAAACAUAGUUAUAGCCACAUUCAAUAGCAUUGGGAAGAGAGAGCUCAAUAUCAUUAACAGGCCUCUAGGAGAGAGGUUAGUUAUUGCUGGUGAGGACUCUGGGAUCUUCUUGAAGGGGAUCACAUUUGAUGAUGCUGGCUUAUACACAGCCCAGGCAAAACUAAGUCAUGACCAAGUCUGGACCAGGACUACCAACCUCACUGUUCAUGUGCGUCCCAUUCCUCACAAUGGUAGGCUUAAUAUAACACGAUCUGAAAUCAUUACCAACUACAACAAGCGUACACAUUGUGUAAAUUUAACAUGUGGUACACUAGAGUAUGCUGGCUACCCACCUGCCAAAUUUGUUUGGUCUGUACCAAGUGGGAUCCUUGAAGUGAAAGUAGCCACAGACUACUCAUCUAGUUCUGUACAGAUUUGCUCCCCUUUUUAUGGGGAAGUCACAUGCUCUAUAGCAGGGUAUUCAUCUCUCUGUACUUAUGAUCUGAUCAGCAAGUUGCAUUUAGAUUUACCUGGACCACCUAACAAUGGCACCAGCACACAGGAAGCUUCCAUGACCAGGGACCUGGUGCUGAUGAUUGUCAUGCCAAUAUUAGCUGUGAUACUCCCUGUCACUGUCCUAGCCAUCUGGGUGCUGAGGUACCUGCUCAGGGCCAGACCCAGGUACAGAGAUGAACAUUUUAAGAACAGAAAAGUCCUUUUUAAACUUUGUAGUAGAAAAGCUGAUAACGAAAUUGAUAUUGAGGAGAACCUUACCACGGAGCAAACACAAACACAUAAUAACGAAGACCACAGUGACCUGGAGAGCGAGACCGAGCGCAAAGAGGAAAUUAGGGAUUCUGAGACUGACAUAGACAGCGGCAAUGAAAACAAUAACAUAGAUCAUAUUCUACCUGUUGAGAAUGAUAAUGAAAGUCAUAAUGAAGAAGAGGAGGAAGAAGAAGAAGAUGAUAGUGAUGAGGAAAGCGAUGAUGAAAAUAGAGGCAAUGAAGAAAGACAUUUGAUGGAAGAUUCUGCUAGUCCAGUCAAUUAAUUUUUUUCUGACCCUUCAAAAAAAUUAGGAAAGGAUUAUAACAUGUUAGGUUAGCUGAAUACAAUUUUCCUUACUGUGUUUGAUUCUCUGGGCAGCAGAGGUGAAAAGAUUGGAACAGUUUUAAGCUAAAUAAGUGGAGGGAAACAUUUGGACCUACACAGUUCAAUAAUACAGAUCAGUCAGCCAGUAAGAAAAUGGGGGAAUUUAAUGUGUCCCCUUAAAGACAACUCUGUUACUUGUUUUUUUGUUGCUUUUUUUCUUUAGUCAAAGUCCUAAUAUCAUUUGCCUUUUACACAUUAUUUGGCCUUUUACAAUAAAAAUGUCUUAGUUUUCUUUUUACACUAUUUUACAGUAUACCAUGUUUGAAAUUAUUUUAAACUGAUCAAUUAUGCAUAAACAUUAUAAAUUUAAUAAUUGAAUUGAGGUGUAAGUCAUUCUCAUUUAUUUUACUGGAUCUAGUACUAAGCAGAUUUUCUAUUUUAAGAGUUAAAUUGUAUGUAGCCACUUUAUUGCCACUUUGUUUUAGUCAAUACAUUAAUACUUAUAAUAACUAUGAGUUCUUU
Molecule: messenger RNA, 2082 nt
Organism: Physella acuta
Lineage: Eukaryota; Metazoa; Mollusca; Gastropoda; Physidae
Source: RefSeq, a predicted model, not a curated record